CGGACAAAAAAUACGGUACACUGUCGCUUCAUGAUUACGUGAAAGUACACCAACUCAACAAUGGCUUCAGAGGAUGAAAUCAGUCUUCUGGUCAUUGUGGUGGAUGUGAACCCGAUCUGGUGGGGUCAGCAAGCUCAGCGAGAACCUGAGUUCACCCUUUCGAAAUGUCUGGAUGCCGUGAUGGUCAUGGCAAACUCUCACCUGGUCAUGAACAGAACCAACAAGCUGGCCAUCCUAGCUAGCCACUGUCAAGAAAAUCACUUUCUGUACCCCAGCAAGCACUGGAACUCGGGGGACUCUGGCAGUGCUGGCAGUGGUGACGGCAAAUACGAGCUCCUGUCUGUCGCCAAUGACCUCAUCGCUGAGGAGAUCAGGAAUCUUAUGGCCAGAACGCAGGUGAAAGGACACCAGACAGACACACUACUGGCUGGAUGCCUCGCCAAAGCUCUCUGCUAUAUUCAUCGAAUGUCAAAGGAAUUAGAAGCUGGACAAGACAUGAAAUCGAGGAUAUUGGUGAUAAAAGCAGCUGAGGAUUGUGCUCUGCAGUACAUGAACUUCAUGAACGUGUUCUUUGCCGCACAAAAACAGAACGUCCUGAUUGAUGCCUGCGUGUUGGACUCGGACUCGGGACUUUUACAGCAGGCGUGUGACAUAACUGGUGGCCUGUACCUGAGGAUUCCCAAGAAGAUCGCUCUGGCACAAUAUUUAUUGUGGGUUUUUCUGCCUGAUGCAGAUCAGCGUUCGCAGCUGCUGCUUCCUCCGCCGGUGCACGUGGACUACAGAGCGGCCUGCUUCUGUCACCGCAGCCUCAUAGAGAUCGGCUACGUCUGCUCCGUCUGCCUCUCGAUAUUCUGCAACUUCAGCCCAAUCUGCACAACAUGCGAGACUGCCUUUAAGAUCCCACUGCCACAGAUCGUGAAACAGAAGAAGAAGAAACACAAAGCUGCAAGCUGAUGUGGUUUAUGUCGACCAUGUUGCCUCUGAUAUUAAAGCAAAAGUGCUGUUUUAUGUUUGAUGCCUUUUUCUGUGAACCUGAAACUAAUCCUGAGUAAAAAAAAAACAUGGACAUUGAUUCAAGGCACAACUAGACGAGCCAGCUUUAUAAUCUGUAAAUGCGUCUUUGCAAAUCCACCUAUCAACUGGUCAUGGUCAUGUGACUUUUUGGGAACCUCUGGCGGUCUCCAAAACAAGUGCUUGAAAUGUGUGUAGCUUUGGAUCUGCUCAUGGUCAUAGACAUACUGUACAUUAGAACAGUAGGUGGCAGUAUUAAUAUGUGUUCUUUUUCUUCGCCCAAUUUAGACAUUUCCCUUUCCCAAUUACAGUUCCUUUGCCGGUUGCACCACCCCCACACUGGCUGAGAACGAUGGCAGACUGGGCGUUGAGUUGGCUGACGUGAUGUCACUGGUUGCAUUUUUACACCAGCCACUGUGUCUAAUGUGUAGUCCACUAUUUUUGCCAGCACCUUAACCAGACCUCAAGAGUCGCUGCUGGACCAGCCUCAAUUGCUCCGUAAUGGUAGAGGGGAGCACCUAGCACCUAGAAGGUGAAUCUCUGGACAGACUUCUAGUUCAGCGUAAGAGGUGUAACUGCCCCCCCUACUGUUCUAAUAUAAUAUUUGUUAUAAUUUAUAACAAAUUAUAACAGUUAUAAUUUUGCGCUGCUAAAAGUCACAUGACCUUGCUAGUUGGCAAUUUGAUUAAAAUGUGCUUUACAUAUCUGCAAACUGAUUUAAUUUAACUCUGUUUUUUACACGCUGUUGAAAGUUGCUGUUGUUGUUUUGUCUUGCAUUUUUGUCUUGCAAUCGGUGGACAUAAGAAAAGUGGGCAUUGGACAUUUUGUAAACAGCAGAAAUUAGAACAAUUUUAAUGGUUAAUUAGAACUGUUUUGUACUGUACAUAGAAAAUAAAUAAAAAAAUUUUGAUGCUUCAUGUGUCAAUUUUCUUU
This is a messenger RNA of Trichomycterus rosablanca, 1944 nucleotides long. It is a transcript of the gene gtf2h3, whose product is annotated as general transcription factor IIH, polypeptide 3. Gene Ontology annotation, cellular component: transcription factor TFIIH core complex; transcription factor TFIIH holo complex. Gene Ontology annotation, biological process: nucleotide-excision repair; regulation of DNA-templated transcription. The record is from RefSeq and is a predicted model, not a curated record. Bases 61 to 954 code for a protein of 297 amino acids. The transcript is spliced from 13 exons. Lineage: Eukaryota; Metazoa; Chordata; Actinopteri; Siluriformes; Trichomycteridae.